AGACGAAGGACUGCCGCUUGCCGAGGUCGGUCGCGAACGUUCGCCGCUUGGGCGCCUCCCUUCUACUGUGCUCUGCGAAUGAAUCUGCAAGACUCGUCCAAAAGUUUAGUCGCCAUGCCGACUGACUACGAAGUGAAGCUGCUCGUGAUCUGUGCCAUCGUCAUCGCUGCAAGCGUGAGCCGCAUGGUGAGCCUGAUGUGGCGCCUGCCCAAGAUCACCGUGAGCGUGGCGUGCGGCCUGCUGCUGGGCCUGCUCGUGGGUCCCGACGCCACGGGUCAGGGCGCCGAGGCGAGCAGCAUUCCGGUGUACGCCAGCAUGUACGUGCCGGCCGUCACCUACACCGUGACCAUACAGAUGCCCUACCACGUGCUGUGCAGCUGCGCCGUCACGUGCCUCACGCUGGGCACCGCCGGACUGCUGUUGUCGGCCCUGCUGAACGGGCUAGCGAUGUACACGUCGCGGAUAAUAGACAGCCCGAUGCGGGACCUGUUCUACUCGAGCCUGCUCAUGUCGUACCAGGAGCCCAUGGUCAUCUCCGACGUCAUCACGCCCUCGCCGUUCAAGGCCCGCAUCAUGGAGACAGUGCUGGCUGGUGAAGCGCUCGUGUCCACCUCACUCUUCUUCUUCUGGGAGGUGGUCGACAACGCCUGGGACAGCGUCAGCGCAACGCGCGUGGCCACGUGGUUCGCGUGGUUCGUGCUGGGCAGCCUGGUGCUGGGCAAGGCGGUCGGUCACGCCAUGGCGUACGUGCUCGACCACCUGCACUACGAGGCGACGCUCAUGUGCAGCCUUUCGCUGGCGUCCGUGUACAUCACCUACUACCUGGCCGACCUGUUCAUGUUCCGCGGAGGCAUGCUGGGCGUCAUCGCCAUGGGCCUCACCAUGAAGUCGUGCGCCACCUCGGCCGCCAUGACCGAUGAUGAGCCCUUUCUCAGGUUCUGGAGCACGUACCGGUACGUUCUCUGCGUGCUGCUGACAUUCCUAGCGUCAAUGCGCGUCGGCCGCGACCUGAUGCACAUCCGAAACUACGGCCGACCCGUCUACAUGCCCACCGUCUACUGCAUCAUCCGCCUCAGCAACAGGGUGAUCACCAUCGUGGUGCUGUUUCCGGUGCUCCGGCGCACAGGCUGCCAGCUCAGUGCUCGCCAGGCCAUGGUGCUCGCCUGGGUCACCCUCAAAGGCCCCGUCACCAUGGUGGCCCUGUCGACCAGGGCCGUCGGCGCGCUCACCUACCUGCCCUUCAUCGCGGAGCGCCUGACUCGUGUGCUGUCCGUGGUCGAGAGCUGCCUGAUCCCCGCCCUCACGGUCACCCCGCUCAUGAGGUUCCUCGGUAUGCUUCAGCUGGACGCCCCUGAGUCGGCGCGGGUGCGGCGAUCGAUGAAGUCCAUCUGGAGCGCGGCGGCCAAGUCCCGAGAGCGCCAGCGUUCUCAGCGAAACUUCAGCGGCGCCGACUGGAAGUGGAUCGAGGGACACAUCUACGUGGCCGACUUGCUCUCGCUCGGAUACCGGCUGGAGAAAGCCGAGCCGCAUGAACCGUUAAAACCAGCGAGAAAAAAGGCGCAGCGAAAUAUGUCCAGCAGGCUCAACCGGAUGACCAAGGUCAUGUUCAAGGACGAAUUCACAGAACGACACGGUUCGUCCUUCUGCAUCGUGCCCACCCGAGGCCACCCCGUCAAGGCCUACAUGGAGGUCAACAGGAACAUCCGCACGCUACAGACGGUGUCCUUACGGAGGCAGUUCGAGAGCGGCAUGAUCCACCCGGAGACCUACGCGAAGAUUCUCACCACCUUACAGACGAAAGUCAAGGACGAGUCGUUUCUCGACUUGGCAGCGAUGAAGAAGCUAUUGUAUUUGCCAGACUUGGUGUUCGCCUUCAAAGACAAGGUCCUGUCGGCGCUUCCCGAGCCCGGCGACAGCAGCUCGUGGUCGACGAGCGGCUGGGGCAGCGAGCUCCUGUCGCCCGGCCAGGUGGUCAGCAACCGGCUCCGGCGCACCCAGGUGUGCAUCCUCUUCAACGCGCUCGCGGCGCUCUCGCUGGCCGCGCUGCUCGCCGGCGUUCUGGUGGCCGCCCUGGAGCACCCCUCGCCCCUCUUCACCACCGCCUCGGUGGCCCUGCAGGGGUGCAUCCUGCUGCUGCACUCGGUCGAGCUCGUCGUCAUGUACGCGCGUAGCCCGACGGCGUCGUUCCUGGCGGUGGACACGUCGGCGCGCCUCGACCUGGCCGCGUACCUGCUGCAGCUGGUCCUGUUCUGCGCGUCCUCCUGGUGCUCGGCGUUCGACGUGCCCCUGCACCGGUGCUGGCCGCCCGUCGCCCUGUUCGUCGCGCUCGCCGCAUGCCGGGCUCACAAGUUCUGGGUCCACCGGAGGAUAAUAUCGGAGGCGGGGCUCCUCUGGCUGGACCAGGCGAUCAACCAACGCGUGUUCCGCAUGUACGACAUGGCCGUCGCCUUCAUCAACUCCGAGGAAGAAGUGGUCAAGAGCGUCGCCGCUGCACAAGUUAGCGACCAGGUGACGGUCUUCAUGCGCGAUGAGGCCAACACCAACAAGCUAGAGCCCCGCCAUUUCCUGGGACACGCGAGCCCGGAGCGCUCGCCCAGACGCACUACAGUGAUGACGCCACUGCACCUUAAGUCCAUCCCAGUCAUCCGGCUCGGCACCUACAAGCGACGCCGUCACAGCCCGUACCAAUCCGUUUUUAGACUGAACGUCAUGCAGGACGCGGCAGUCGAGACGCCAUGGACCUCUAGAUGA
Molecule: messenger RNA, 2751 nt
Organism: Dermacentor silvarum
Lineage: Eukaryota; Metazoa; Arthropoda; Arachnida; Ixodida; Ixodidae
Exons: 18
Coding region: 79-2751 (890 amino acids)
Biological process (GO): proton transmembrane transport
Cellular component (GO): membrane
Molecular function (GO): sodium:proton antiporter activity
Source: RefSeq, a predicted model, not a curated record